AUCCAAGAGCUGCUUUUUCUAGUCAUCUUCCAUCCGAUGGUUCUUCUGGAAUAUCUAAUCACAUGUGGAGUGCUAGUGAUCCAAGGGGCACAUCAGAUUUUUUGCGGAGUGAUAAAUUACCAAUACAUUCUGGAGGUUAUGGUUCAGAUGAUAUUGCUGGAAUUGGAACUCAUCGUACAGCUGGACUUGGUAGUUUGGCUGCUGGAGCUACUGUAGGAGGAUAUACUCCAUUAGAAGACCUGGUCUUAGCAAAAAGAGAUGCAUUAGACAUCAAGCCUGACGUGGACAUACCCAAUCCUUUGAUAAAAUCUGAUGGUCCAUCUGCAGAUCAAUCUAACAUCCUUUUUGUUGAUGGUCUUCCUACCGAUUGUACACGAAGAGAAGUGGCUCAUCUUUUCCGCCCUUUUAUUGGUUUCAAGGAUAUCAGAGUUGUGCACAAGGAGCCUAGACGUACUGGGGAUAAGGCUCAUGUCCUGUGCUUUGUGGAGUUUAAUGAUUCCAAAUGUGCUUUGACUGCUCUAGAAGCUCUUCAAGAAUAUAAAUUUGAUGACAAGAAACCAGAUUCACCAGUCUUAAAGAUCCAAUUUGCGAAAUUCCCUUUCCGUCCAUCGUGUGUACGUGAUGAUCGGAGACAUGGAAGUGCACACUGAGCCAUUCUAUGUGGCCCAAAAUGGUGGGGCAUCCUCAAAACGUGUUACGGAUGGCUAUGCUUAGAAUGUGCCCUUUACCAUGUGGAGACAUCUAUACAGUGAGCUGUUAUGCUGGGGCAGUCAUCAGUCAGCUCACCAGUAUAGAACCAGUGAAUUCAUGCAUUUAUUGUGAUGACCAUGUAGAUGUGUCAACGUGCAGGAUAUAUUACACUUGAGAAGUUCCUUCUCGUUGACAAUGUAUUCAUGUCGGUUAGGUCAAAGAGCAAUAAGAAUGUUUUCCUAAGUAGUUGCUUUUUCUUUGUUUUUUCUGCUCGUACCAUUGUUGUGAUAGUUGGGUUGAAAUGGCACAUGAUAUUGGGGUAGACUAAUUUAAUGCUGGAAUUUUGCAAAAA
Molecule: messenger RNA, 1042 nt
Organism: Elaeis guineensis (African oil palm)
Lineage: Eukaryota; Viridiplantae; Streptophyta; Magnoliopsida; Arecales; Arecaceae
Source: RefSeq, a predicted model, not a curated record